GGUUUGCACCUUGCCCUAAUGUCUAUUAUUCACCCAAUCUUACAUCACAAAAUCGCGGAAUUGAAAAUCAUCUACGAUUUCCUGUUAAUUACUCUGGUAAAAUGAGCGAUCGUGGUGCUGAAAGGAGAGUUACCAUACGAAACAACCAUGGUGAGAAUCUCUUGGGGAUCUUGCACAAUUCAGCUUCAGUUUCGCUUGUUAUCGUGUGUCAUGGCUUCCAAUCUUCCAAGGAAAGGAUUCCCAUGGUGAAUCUUGCUGAUGCUCUGCAAAAAGAUGGAAUCAGUGCUUUCCGCUUUGACUUUGCUGGAAAUGGGGAAAGUGAAGGUUCAUUUCAAUAUGGUAACUACUACAAAGAGGUUGAAGAUCUGCGAGCUGUAGUUCAACACUUCCGUGAGCAGAAAUAUGUAAUUACAGCAAUUAUUGGUCAUAGUAAAGGGGGUAAUGUAGCUCUCUUUUAUGCCUCAAAAUAUAAGGAUAUUCAUAUUGUUGUCAAUAUAUCUGGUCGUUUCAAUCUAGUGAGAGGCAUGGAAGGUCGUUUGGGCAAAAGAUUUAUGCAAAAGAUCAAGCAAGAUGGAUAUAUAGAUGUAAAAAAUAAAAGAGGGAAGAUUAUGUAUCGUGUUACUGAAGAAAGUUUAAUGGACCGCCUUUCUACUAUAACCCAUCUUGACUGCCUAUUGAUUCCCCAAGAUUGCAGGGUGUUGACAAUUCAUGGAUCCAUGGAUGAAACUGUACCUGCAGAAGAUGCUUUAGACUUCGAUAAAUUCAUAUCUAAUCAUGAAUUGUGCAUCAUAGAAGGAGCUGAUCAUGAGUUUUCUUCUCAACAAGAUAAGUUGAGCAGCUUAGUUUUGGAAUUCAUCAAGACUCAUGCAGAUAAAGACAAAGAUACAUCAAAGCAGGCAAAGAUUCAUUCUCGGUUAUAGUUCUUGCAAAAUAUGGAGAUCCAGUAUUUCUCUUCAAACCAUUUUUCUUGCAAACGAAGACACAUUCUUGAUAAAUAGAAGAACAAGAAAGAUGGGCAAACCUCGUCCCAUUUCUAACAUCCAACCCUUGCCUACCUGACAGUCAAUAAUUAGCAUUUGUCAGAGUUAUAGAAGAUUGACAAAUGCAACACAAGUUUCUCACUUUUGGAACUCAAUAACAUCAUUAUAGGCACAUGCCAGGUUACAUGUUGUCAAUGUAAGCUGUUCUCUUAUCACUGAUGUUAGAAGUUUAUGCUCUUACAAUUACUAUAGGUGAGUGGUGAAAUGAAUAAUUUGACAUACAAGCAAGAACCUGACUCAUCUGGUGGGUUACAAGAAGCACUGCUAAUUGAAUUACAGGGCAUCUAUCCAAACAAAAUUGCUCUUCGAGCUUGACUACUACGUUUGUAAUUACAGAUUACAGACUACAUACUGCCUGGUACAGAUUUACUUGUGGUCAUAACAUUGCAAAAUUCAUGUAUGUCAACUACAUACACUUUUAGGAUAAACCAUGAACACAACCCAAUACCAUAUUUCAGAAAAGACUGUAAAAGUGCAACUAUGGUACAAGUUUUAACUUGCUUGUGGCAUGUUUCUUCAGCCUUCAAAAUGUAUGUUUUGUUUGGAUGAGAAUAAAAUAAGCAAGGAAAUGUGAUGGAAGCUCAUUCCCAAUGUUAC
Molecule: messenger RNA, 1637 nt
Organism: Vigna angularis (adzuki bean)
Lineage: Eukaryota; Viridiplantae; Streptophyta; Magnoliopsida; Fabales; Fabaceae
Exons: 6
Coding region: 102-920 (272 amino acids)
Source: RefSeq, a predicted model, not a curated record